Messenger RNA from Striga hermonthica, 606 nucleotides. The record is from the annotation of a GenBank genome assembly. Lineage: Eukaryota; Viridiplantae; Streptophyta; Magnoliopsida; Lamiales; Orobanchaceae.
AUGUCAUGGGAAACCGGUUCUAGAAGAGACCCCGGGAAACAUCGAGAUUCGGGUGAGGUGCGACGAGAGUUCAAGCGUGAGGGACUGAGGCGUAUUGACAGGUCCGAGGACUUAACCUUCACAGAGUGCUAUGAUUCGCUAUUAGAAACUGCUUUUGAGCGCGGUGAGAAGAUGAAGUUAGAAAAUGUCGUAGUGGGGAAGGAAGAACUCCAGUUGGCAUUGAGGUGGUUUGCGAGCACAUAUUCCCCUGAGCGGUGGGCUAAGGGCAUUCUCGUUGUUGCACUGAUGAUAUCGGAGUCGGUACGGUUUGAAACUGUUUUGAACAACGUUGUUGAAUAUUUUCUGGAAUCAAGACAGUUUGGAAGUGACAACACCGCCUUAGUCAAAAAUUGGGGAAAGAUGAGUGCAUACCUCAUUAUAAAAGAAAAGUACCCAAACCUCGAGUUUCCAAUGCAUCGAAGAAUCAGAGGUUAUUUUAAGGACAACGAUGUGCAAAAAGUUGUUGAAGCUAUGGGAAUGCUUAAGAAUAUGAAGAUUCGGGUUACAUGUGACUGGAGACUAGGGGAACCGGUACUUACUGGAGCUGUUAGUGUUUCAAUUCGAUGA